Messenger RNA from Ixodes scapularis (black-legged tick), 747 nucleotides. RefSeq lists its product as uncharacterized. NCBI's taxonomy places the organism in Eukaryota, Metazoa, Arthropoda, Arachnida, Ixodida, Ixodidae. The transcript has 2 exons. The coding region runs from base 1 to 747 and encodes 248 amino acids. The record is from RefSeq and is a predicted model, not a curated record.
AUGCCGGACACUGACCCCACGCCAUCCGGCAGCAUCUCGGCAGCCGUCCUCAAGCUGCCUGCCUUCUGGCCCGCGGACCCGCAGCUGUGGUUCGUCCAGGUUGAGUCGCAAUUUGCGACUCGUCGGAUCACAGCGGACAUGACAAAAUUCCACCACGUCGUAUCCAGCCUCUCCCCAGCCAUCGCCACGGAGGUGCGAGACCUGCUGAUCACACCGCCAGCAGAAGACGCCUACAACACACUAAAGGCACAGCUCAUUCGCCGGACCAGCGCCUCGGAAGAAAAGCGUCUCCAGCAGUUGCUCACUGCCGAGGAACUGGGCGACCGGACGCCUACGCAGCUGCUGCGUCGAAUGGAGCAGCUCCUCGGGGACAAGGCGUCUACCAUCGACGCCUCGCUCCUCCGCGAGCUAUUCCUGCAGCGGCUGCCAAGCAACGUGCGGAUGGUGCUCGCAUCGGCAGGUGACAUCGGCCUUGCCAAUAUUGCUGAGCUCAACUGGGCCGAUUGCAGCAGAGCGAGUCGAGAGAGUCUUGUUUGGGGAAAGAGGGUUUCACCAGAGAUUAGUAACAGCUCGCUACGUCUGCUACCUCCGCUGUCAAGAGUCAACAUCGAACCAAUCAGCACCGCCGAAGUCACGCCGGACGACACCAAAAUGAUAAAGAAGAAUGGGAAUAUAAAAAAUAAAAGGGAAACAUUUGUUUUCCAAGUGUCCAAAUCAGACCGAGAACGGAACAGACAAUUGGAUUAG